Molecule: messenger RNA, 1251 nt
Organism: Penicillium waksmanii
Lineage: Eukaryota; Fungi; Ascomycota; Eurotiomycetes; Eurotiales; Aspergillaceae
Product: M20 family metallopeptidase
Exons: 4
Coding region: 1-1251 (416 amino acids)
Molecular function (GO): dipeptidase activity
Source: RefSeq, a predicted model, not a curated record
AUGCAUGUCCCCGAAUCCCAGCGAGAAUUCCUCGACAAAGUACAGGAAGUUCUUCGCCGAUAUGAUGCCCAGCUAAAGGACAUCAAUCACAAGAUCUGGUCUAACCCAGAACUUGCGUAUGAAGAGUACAAGGCUCAUGAUCAUAUUUGCGAGCUGUUUGACAGCCUCAAGAACAAUGGUUAUCAGGUGCGCCGUAAAGCGUUUGGCUUGGAGACUGCUCUCGAAGUUGAUUAUGUCCACGGCAACGGGGGUCGUGUUGUUGCAUUCAACGCAGAAUACGAUGCUCUGCCUGGUAUCGGCCAUGCCUGCGGCCACAAUCUGAUCGCGACUAGCUCCAUCGCGGCCUUUAUUGCGACCUGCGAGUCUAUGAAAGCCCAAGCAUCUUCCGUAUCUGGAUUCACAGUUCGUCUGCUUGGAACACCAGCCGAGGAGUCUGGCGGCGGUAAAGUUAAGCUUAUCAAGGCCGGCGCCUAUAAGGGCGUGGACGCGUGUCUAAUGGUUCACCCCGUUCCAAUGAUACCGGGAAAGCCGGAUCUUCAUUGUAUGGCUACGGUCCAGGAAGGAGGGUUCCUCGCCAACGAUAAGGUCAAGGUGACUUUUACUGGAAAACCGGCCCAUGCCGCGGCUGCUCCCUGGGAGGGUAUCAAUGCUUUGGAUGCGGUAGUCUCGGCAUACGUGAACAUAUCGAUGCUCCGGCAACAGAUUUUGCCGAGCCAGAAGGUUCACGGUGUCAUUGUCAACGGAGGCGAUCGGCCAAACGUGAUUCCUAUGACCGCUACAGUGGACUACUAUAUUCGCUCGCCCACAACCAAGACCUUAAAGACAUUAACUGAAAAGGUUAUCAAGUGCUUUGAGGCUGCUGCCACUGCCACCGGGUGCAAGGUUGAUCAUACCUGGGGUAUUUCGUAUGCUGAUCUCAAAACAAACGUUCCAAUUUGUGAGAGCUAUGUCUCAGCAAUGAGAUCAAUGGGUUAUCAUACUAUCUUUGAUAACUCAGAGCAAAAGGGAGGGCUUGGGGGUGGAUCUACUGAUAUGGGAAACGUGUCCUACGAGGUUCCUGGAUUCCAUGGAAUGUUCUGUAUCCCAACCGAAGGCGUGAAUCAUACCCCUGAGUUUACCAAUGGAGCUGGAUCACCAGAAGGAUUUGAGAGAGCAAUUGCCUGCGCGGCAGGAAUGGCUGUAGUGGCAUGUCAGGUUCUGGUGGACGAUAAAUUUGCCGAACAGGUGAAGGAAAACUUUCAGCGUCAGUGA